AUGACGGACGGAGGCCAUCCGAACCUGAACCUGACGCCGGAGGAGAAGCGCGUGUUUUAUAAACUGUUCCAAGUAGCAGAUAAGACGAAUCUCGGCGUCGUGACUGGUGAAGUGGCCGUUUCCUUCUUUGAGAAGACCAGUCUCCCACCGGAGACAUUGGGUUUGAUAUGGCAAAUUGCAGAUACACAGAACCGUGGACUUCUUACCCCGUCUGGGUUUGGAGUAGUUAUGCGAUUGAUCGGACAUGCGCAGGCGGGCCGCGCCCCGACAGAAGAAUUGGCUCUGCAGCCCGGUCCUCUACCAAAGUUUUCGGGCUUGAGCAAAGAUAUUAUGGAGCCUACCCCGCAGGCUCCGCCGCCUAUCGCAUCCAGCCCUCCCCCCGGAGCCGGCCCCGUUAGGGUCCCGCCGUUGGUCCCCGAGGAUGUUACAAAGUUCACCUCCCUGUUUGAGAGAUCGGAGGUUCAGAAUGGGCUCCUCUCAGGUGAACAUGCGAAACAGAUAUUCGAACGAGCAAGACUGCCGAACGAAAUUUUGGGUAGAAUCUGGAAUUUGGCUGAUACGAAACAGCGAGGCGCGUUGGAUGCGACAGAGUUCAUUAUCGCCAUGCAUUUGUUAAGCGCGUACAGGAAUGGUACGAUGAGAAUAUUACCGCAGAGCUUACCUCCAGGUUUGUACGAUGCAGCUGCUCGGCGUGGAGGAGUCCGCACAUCGACCAGCUCGCGAUCGUCCUCAGACAUACCUCCCGUACCCGCAAUUCCAAAGCAGUUCAGCGGAUCGGGAACCCAGCGAGCUCAAAGCCCACUCAACCGGCCGCCACAGUUCCAGUCAACCAUUCCCACGCAGUCCACUGGUGGUGAUUGGAUGAUCACCCCACAAGAAAAAGUGCACUUUGAUACGGUGUUUGGAACUGUUGAUAAAGCGAACCUGGGAUACAUUACUGGCGAUCAGGCUGUUGAAUUCUUCACUAAUGCGCAGUUGCCGGAGGAAACGUUGGCUUCUAUUUGGGACCUGGCUGAUAUCGAUUCUGACGGGCAGCUGAGCAAGGAUGAGUUUGCUGUUGCCAUGUACCUGGUUCGGCAACAGCGCACUACCCGAGAACCUUUACCGCAAGCAUUACCCCCAGCUUUGAUUCCUCCAAGUAUGCGACGCCAAGUUCCACCUCCAGCUCCAGCAGCUGGAAUUGUCCCCCAAAAUACAGCCCAACGCUCCGCGGCAGAGGAUUUAUUCGGACUCGACGUUUUCGGAGCCCCGGUCCAAGUGGCACAGACUACAGGUGGCUCGAAUCCUGCUCUCCAGCCUCCGUCAUCACUCACUCAGUCGCCGCUUAGCGCGAGUGCGACGUCAACAUUCAAGCCCUUCGUCCCCUCCUCAAGUUUUGGGCAGAGCCUUACCCCACAUACCACUGGCUUGCCGAACGCACCGGUACAACAGCGAUCUCCACCACCGUCUGCAGAUGAUUUGUUGGCGAAUGUAGAUGUUGAAGCGAGCAAGAAGCUAUCCCAGGAAUCUGUAGAUUUAGCCAAUCUCUCCAAUCAGAUCGGUAGCUUGUCGAGAGAGAUGCAGAACGUGCAGGGGAAACGUGCGGCAGCGGAACAGGAUCUAGCCCAAAACAGUCAACAGAAGAAGGACUUCGAGGCUCGCCUUGCGCAGGCAAGAGCAAUGUAUGAGCAGGAAGCAAAGGAUUUCAAGGCUCUAGAAGAUCGAUUAACAGCGUCUCGCACGGAAACAAAAAAGCUUCAGCAAGAUUUUGCCUUGAUCGAGGCUAGCCGCCAGGAUCUGCAAAACCAGUAUAACCAAGUGAAUGCUGCCCUGGACGCUGACCAACGUGAGAAUGCUAGUCUCAAGGAACAAAUCCGGCAGGCUAACGCACAAGUUAGUCAAUUGAAGCCGCUUCUAGAUAAAGCCCGGUCCGCAGCUCGUCAACAGAAGGGCCUGGUAGCCAUUAACAAAAAACAGCUUGCGACUAUUGAGGGUGAGCGGGGAUCGAAUCCAGGGUGA
Molecule: messenger RNA, 1998 nt
Organism: Blastomyces gilchristii SLH14081
Lineage: Eukaryota; Fungi; Ascomycota; Eurotiomycetes; Onygenales; Ajellomycetaceae
Exons: 5
Coding region: 1-1998 (665 amino acids)
Biological process (GO): endocytosis; endosomal transport
Cellular component (GO): cytoplasm; plasma membrane
Molecular function (GO): calcium ion binding; protein binding
Source: RefSeq, a predicted model, not a curated record